Messenger RNA from Austrofundulus limnaeus, 2732 nucleotides. Its product is annotated as CREB-binding protein. Gene Ontology annotation, cellular component: histone acetyltransferase complex; transcription regulator complex. Gene Ontology annotation, molecular function: chromatin DNA binding; protein binding; histone acetyltransferase activity. Lineage: Eukaryota; Metazoa; Chordata; Actinopteri; Cyprinodontiformes; Rivulidae. Gene Ontology annotation, biological process: positive regulation of transcription by RNA polymerase II. The record is from RefSeq and is a predicted model, not a curated record.
UAUGCUGAACUCUCCAAAUGCAGGUCUCCAGAACACAAUGUCCUCUAUUGGCAUGGGCCAGCCCAGUGCACCUACUAUCAGUACCUCAGCACCUAUAGACCCCAGCUCCAUGCAGAGAGCCUAUGCAGCUCUUGGUCUGCCCUACAGCAGUCAGGCCACUGGACAGGCCACUGCCCAGCAGCCCCCUGGACAAACAGCAGGUGCUCAGAACUCCCCGAGCCAGCAACAACUUCCACAGCAGAUGAGACCCAUCAACACUCUUGGUAGCCAGAUGACUCUUGGAGGUGGUACAAUGGGUGUGGCCUCUUCAGAACAGACAAACUUGCACACAGACUCCCUUUCAAACACGCUCAACACUAACAAGAUGAGUACUAUCACUUCUUGGCUGAGAAAAUCUAUAAAAUCCAAAAGGAGCUGGAAGAGAAAAGACGCUCAAGACUACAGAGGCAAAUCAUCAACCAGGGGCCCAUGGCUGCACAGGGGGCCCAACAACCUGGCCUUCCUCUGCCCAAUGCUUUGGGCCCAAGACCACAAAAUGGACCUGUUUCGUUACCCAACAUGCCAAACCAAAUCAUGAAUCGCAUGCAGGUUUCACAAGGAAUGAACCAGUUCAGCCACAUGACUCUUCCCAACGCUCAGAUGUCUCAGACACCAAUGGGAGCCCGAGCUGCUUCUCCUAUGAACCAUCCACAGCAAAUGAACAUCAGCUCUGUCCCGGCGGUGGGAAUGUCUCCCUCUAGAAUGCCUCAGGCACAGGGACUGAUUCCUGGGCACAGCAACCUGGUGGCCCAAACGGCUAACCAGGGCCAGUUCAUGCCUCAGACCCAGUUUCCUCCCGGAUCGGGUGCAGUUGCUCCUUCGAACACCAUGAAUGUCACGGUGGGGCCCAGCAUGGGCCAGCCCCCGGCCCAGGCUGCUGUCAGCCAGCAGCAGCAACAGAACGCUAACCUUCCCAUGAAUGCACUCGGGUCCCAGCUGGGCCCUCAGCUAGCCUCCUCCCAAAACCCCUUACACUCCACGCCACCUCCUACAACCUCCUCUGCCUCCACGGCUGGGGGGGCCACUAACCUGCCGCACACCCAGUCCUCCAGUCGCAGCUCCACCCCCACCCUCCCUGGCCCUGUCCCAGCCCCAACCCAGGUUGCCUCCUCACCCCGCCCCACUCAACCCCAAUCCCAGGUGGAGCUCCCUGCAGUGGCACAGACGCAGCCCCCACCUCCGCCCCCGUCCACACCGCUUUCUCAACCUGGAGCCAGUUUGGAAAACCGGGUGCCCACUCCUGCCUCAGCCGCCAGUGCUGACCAGCACCUGCAGCAUGUUGGGACGGAGGUUAAAACAGAAACACACACUGACCAACAGGAAUUUGAGGCUGCUGGUGGGAAGUUUGAGCCCAAGAUGGAGAUUAAGGAUGAGUCCACCACAGUUUUAUUAAAGAAAGAGGAGCCGGAGGAAAAACCAGAACCAAUGGAGUCGGACGAAAAAAAGCCAGAAAUGAAGGCAGAACCCAAAGAAGAGGAGGAGGGUGGAUCUAAUAGUACAACCUCCCCAUCCCCCUCUCAGUCACGGCGGAAAAUAUUCAAGCCAGAGGAGCUGCGCCAGGCUCUGAUGCCGACGCUUGAGUCUCUUUACAGGCAAGACCCAGAAUCUCUGCCUUUUCGACAGCCUGUAGACCCCAUGCUCUUGGGUAUCCCGGACUACUUUGACAUAGUCAAGAACCCAAUAGAUCUCUCUACAAUAAAGCGUAAACUUGACACAGGACAGUACCAAGAGCCUUGGCAGUAUGUGGAUGAUGUGUGGCUAAUGUUCAACAACGCCUGGCUUUACAACCGCAAGACGUCCCGUGUUUACAAGUACUGCUCCAAGCUGGCUGAGGUGUUCGAGUCAGAGAUUGACCCAGUCAUGCAGAGCCUGGGCUACUGUUGUGGGAGGAAGUACGAAUUUUCCCCUCAAACGCUGUGUUGCUACGGUAAGCAGCUCUGCACCAUUCCUACUGGAGGGACGUACUACAGUUACCAGAACAGGUAUCAUUUCUGUGAAAAAUGCUUCAAUGAGAUCCAGGGGGACAGUGUGACCUUAGGAGAUGAUCCUGCACAACCGCAAACCAUGAUAUCAAAAGACCAGUUUGAACGCAAGAAGAACGACGUACUUGACCCUGAACCGUUUGUUGAAUGUAAAGACUGUGGACGUAAGAUGCACCAGAUAUGUGUUUUACACUACGAGGUUAUUUGGCCAUCUGGGUUCAUCUGUGACAAUUGUUUGAAGAAGAGUGCAAAAACACGAAAGGAAAACAAGUUCACAGCAAAAAGUUUGUGGACACAGGAGAAAUGCCUGAGACCUUCCCUUACAGAACCAAAGCACUUUUUGCGUUUGAGGAAAUCGAUGGUGUGGACGUGUGCUUCUUUGGCAUGCACGUGCAAGAGUAUGGCUCYGAAUGCUUAUUUCCCAACACUAGGCGGGUCUACAUAUCGUAUCUUGACAGUAUUCACUUCUUCCGACCCCGAAUUCUGCGAACAGCGGUGUACCAUGAGAUUCUCAUUGGCUAUCUUGAAUAUGUAAAAAAACUUGGUUACACCCAGGGCCACAUCUGGGCAUGUCCACCCAGUGAAGGAGAUGACUACAUCUUCCACUGCCAUCCUCCUGAACAGAAGAUCCCAAAGCCUAAGAGACUGCAGGAGUGGUACCGGAAGAUGUUGGACAAAGCUUUUGCUGAGAGGAUCUUGCAUGAUUAUAAG